Molecule: messenger RNA, 4245 nt
Organism: Tuber aestivum (summer truffle)
Lineage: Eukaryota; Fungi; Ascomycota; Pezizomycetes; Pezizales; Tuberaceae
Source: the annotation of a GenBank genome assembly
GUGGGCAACGAGGGACUGGGGUGGAGGAGCACCGUGGCGGGAAUUGGCUAUGAUAUAACGCCGCAGGUGGGGAGGGUGGACCACUCCCCCAUUAGUUACCGUAGUGGGUAAAGGGAAGCGGUAGGUCUGCAUAUGCGAGCAAAGUAGGCACGAGUACUCUAAGCUACGGUAGAAUUUAUACCGCUACAAGGGAAUGAAUGACAUACUGGUAUCACAUUGGGGCACAUACGACGCAGUCUAGAUUCCGCAGUAUUAAGGAUAUGAAACUAGAAAUUGAAUGGGUGAUGCUAGGCCCUUUUAUCGACGGAUGCAUGUCCAUUGUGCUAAUUCCUGCCCACCCUUCUCCCGUUAUGCCUCAUCUCUUCCACCUGGUUAGAGCACAAAAAGCGCCUUGAACAGAGUCAUUCUUAACUCUGCUGGCCCGCCCUCCCCUCGUCCACCCAGCUAUAUACAUGGCCUCUGCCUCCCCCGGAUUUCCCUCCACCUCCUUCUGCUCCGUCCACCUUUACCCAUGCUUCUCACUUGCUGACCAUCAGGCCACGGCAUCGGGGGGUUCUGCUAUCGUGUCUAGUGCCGCCGAGCCAAGCUUCAGCAUCAAACAUACCCGCAAACUUCAAAACAAUUCUUCCGUUGCCACUCACGAAAGAAGCCUCCGAACAUUGCUGUCUCACAUCGACGUCACCGGCCGGCAAUGGCCCUCCCGGGAACAACGACCACAUCAGCCGUUCCCAGCCCCGCUAUCUCUACCACCGCAAAUAUGGAACCGCAGCCAACCGCUGCAAAUAAUGGUUCUGCUGCUGCGGGUCAGAAGAGAUCCGCUACUGUUGCUGGAAAUGCAAACCCUUCAAUCUUCCGCCCGGUAAAGCGUCGAGCCUCCAAGGCUUGUCAAUGUUGCCGAGCGAGAAAAGUGCGUUGCAACGUUGUUGAACACGGUGCCCCUUGCACGAACUGCAGACUGGAUGAAGUGGAAUGCAUUAUUACAGAGAGCAGACGAAGAAAGUGAGGCAUAAAUCCUACUCCUGAAUUACUAUUGCCUCCAAUCAACUAUUCAAGCUUACACCCUCGUUUAGAAAACUCUGGGGCACCAAGGUUGACAAUACCGGCUCCGCCUCCGACACCGGUGCCGACACGACCACUCGAGCGGAGGCUAGUGCCUCACCAUCGGAAAGGAAAACUGGCUUCUGUCAUAAAAAUGGGACCCGUAUUUCGGGCUCUCCCCCGGCAAGGUCAAUUGACCUCCGCUCCGACAAGGAGGGCGGUGGCCACGUGCCUCAUCUAAUCUGUGCGUUCAAUCCCUCCGUGUGCUCGGGAAAAAGAAAGAAAAAAACUCACCACCCGAAACCCUUCUCACAUUUUCUUGUGCGAGCAGACCAGGCACAAGGUCUGCGAAUGGUGCGUGACCGUCGGGCAUCUUACGCAUCAUCUCAUGAAUCCCUCCCCUCCUUGGCGAAUUCACUAUCCACACAUACCUCGGCUUCGUCAUCGCAUCCCCGCAAAUUACUUACCACCUCACAAGCUUGCAAUGAAUUGCCGGCCUUCAUCAAGCCUACCCCCAUAAAGAUCCCACUCGAUGAUUUGGACUACCUAGCGAAGAAGGGUGCUCUAACACUUCCGGAGGAGCCCCUACGAAGCGAGCUACUGCGGAGCCAUUUUGAUUUUGUGCAUCCCUACAUGCCGCUAUUGAACAGGAAGGAGUUUUUGAGAAGUGUUACCUCCGACGAUGGAAGUAAAGGGAGAAUCAGCCUUUUACUCUUUCAAGCGGUGAUGUUCGCUGGAAGUGCAGUGUGUUUGUACCUUCCUCUUCCGAAUUUGUAGCGCGACUAACCGAACCUCCUAAAUUAGUUUGUCGAUAUGGAAAGUCUUCGUGCAGCCGGAUAUACAACACGCAAAGCUGCCCGGAAGGCAUUCUUCACAAAAGCCAGGGUAUGUGUAAUCGCUUUAUUAUAACCUGGUAUUUCUGACAGAUACAAAAAGGUGCUUUACGAUUUCGACCAUGAACAAGACCGCAUCUCACUCGUUCAAGCGAUUUUGCUCAUGACAUAUUGGUAUGAGACACCAGACGACCAAAAGGAUACAUGGCACUGGAUGGGGGUUGCCAUUUCCCUUUCACACACAAUCGGUCUGCACAGAGACCCAGCAAGCUCGAAUAUGGAUCCUGACCGCAAGAAAUUAUGGAAGCGUAUUUGGUGGAGCUGUUUCAUGCGGGAUAGAUUGGUGGCAUUGGGGAUGAGGAGGCCGACAAGGAUAAAGAGCGAGGAUUGCGAUGUGCCGAUGCUUACACUGGAUGAUUUCUCGAUUGAUACGGGCCCUGAUGGUGAUGAGGAGGAUUCAGUGUUCUGGAGUUGCGGGGAAAGGCAGAGGAAGGAAAUGGAGUCACGCCGGCGAAAGGAGCUUGCAAUCUUGUGCAUUCAGAAAGCCAAGUUGUGUAUGGUUAUCAGCCGGGUGCUUUCCGCGCAAUACUCAGUAUUGAACACCAACCAAGGAACUUUAGCUGCCGACGGAAACACUAGGACCACUAUGAUGCUGUUGCCCAAAAAGCUAGAUCCCGAGUGUUGCCAGGUGGAGAGAUGUGAUGAGGAAUUGGCCAAAUGGGCGCGAGAGCUACCAGAGGACGCGAUCUAUCGACCCAUUGGUGCCAAUGCUCCGGUAGAUGAGGUCCUUACCCUGCAUAGAAAUCUCCUUCACAUGUGUUAUUAGUAGGUUACCCCAAUGUCCGAACCAGCCUUUGGAAUGAUAGUAAUGGCUGAUUAUUUAUUUGCAGUACAACUGUCAGCGCUCUUCACAGGCCCCAGGUUCUGCCGUCUGCACCAGCCCCUUGGCCUGCAAGGAAUACCGGUGCCGAGCUUCAGGAGAUUUCCCGUAGAAAAGUUCGACAAGCAGCCUCUGAGAUUACUCAUCUCGCGGGUGAACUCAUCGACUUGGGUCUCGUUAAGUACCUUCCAACUACUGGGUAUGUAGGAAUGCACCACACUAUUUUACCACCUGUUUACUGAUAGAAGGACAGUGUCACCGUCAUGCUCCCAGCAGUGAUUAUCCACUUGCUCGACAUCAAAUCCUCGAAUGAGUUGACUAGGGAACUUAGUCUGGAGGGAUUCGGCAUCUGCAUGCAGGUGAUGCAAGGACUUCGGCAAUCAUACUCGGCGGCCGAUUAUGCAACUCACUUCUUAGAGGCUGCUAUCAAGAAGGCGGAAAUUCAGUUUGCCGGUCACAAGAAGUUCAGAGUAAGGAGAAGAGCGAGAUACCGCUAUUACUUUGACCAACCAUCCCCGCAAAAGCCAACGCCUACUAGCUCUCCGCACAGCACACCGUUCAGUGGCAAUGCGAUCGCAAUCCCUGCCUCCGCUCCACCGUCCAAUGCAGCGCUCACCCCGCCCCCUGACAUUGAAAAUACCAAUAUGCUGGAUGCGAUAUCGCUGGAUGAGAAUGAACUCCAGCUCAGAUUAGAAACCUUCCUCCAAUCUCCGCCAUCACCAAAACAAGAUGACCACCAGCCCCCAACCCCACACUCACUGCCCCAGAACUCUGCAGCCACUUUCACAAUUGGUAGCAACGGCAUGCUCCGCGUUCGCGAGGAACUUUUAUUCCCGUCGGAAAAGUCUACCUCACCGACGCCAUUCCUCUCCAUACCUCGCGCUACUGACGAAGAAAACGGGGACUUGGAUGCCUUACUCAACCUCGACGGCCAGCAUAAUGAUCCGUUCUUCGGGCACUACGAUGACGCACCGCUGGUAGACCAGAAACUCUUUGAUGGUGGGAUUAGUGCAUUCGGCCUCAUCGGGAACCCAAGCUCACUGCCGGACGAAGACAUAUCUAAGAUCUUUGAUGGCGCAGAUUUCGAUAUUGAUGGCGUUAUUCAAGUUUUGGGGACGGAGAUUAGUUGAUUUGGUUUUAUGUAUUACCCACUUAUUGUCUAAUAACCAUUCUUGCCCCCCCCUUGGUUCUUUUGGUUUAGUUCGGGCGUGAUUUACGAUGUCUCUAUUGCAAUACCUAGAACAGCAGGGGACGAAAAAAAAAAAGGUUUGUUGGACGACCAGGUUGGUGGGAGUGAUGGAGUUUUUUUUCCUCUUGAUUCCUUUGCUCCUUUCGUACCAUACUGGUUACUUUAUCUAUCUAUCUCUUUUUACCCCCCAUCACACGUAUAUUGUAGUCUGCGGCAUCCUGUACAGUAUGAUGAUUUCCUUUUGGCGUAUACCCAAGUCGGCUGAUACCAUUGCAAUUACAAUAAACAAGGAAAAAGUUGAUCAA